AUGGCCGAGUCACACUCCGAGUCAACCUCCGACUCGCCCACCACCACAUCCUCUACCCACGAUCAAUCCGCUAUUUCAACCUCAACAAGAUCUCACCAUGUCCCCGAGAUCCCAAUCGAGAUCAUCAGCGAAGAAGAAAUGGCCAUCCUCGACGCCGCGCUUGCCGCCACGCGCUCCUUCCUCCCUUCCGCGAUCCGCUCGGCCGCCGCUUCUCCGUCACGUGGAGUCUCCAAGGCUUCAAUAACGAUGCUAUCCAAAAGGAAACUCUCUGCUUGCUCCUCCUCCUCUUCCUUGGAUAUUGAAGACUCUUUUCUCCGUCGGUUUCGAAAGAAUCAAGCUUUGGGUGUCACUGAUCUCACCGCCACUGAAUGGUGUGAGAAGCAAAUGGAGAAUGUUUUGUGUCUUGGGAGGAGAAAAGUUAGUAAAGCUAUGAAACUUGGUCAGGCUCGUCACUUGGAGCUUGAAGAAGAGGUAGUUAAAAGGGUUCGAGUAAAAGUUGAAUCUAAUGAAGAUAAGUGGGCAUUGAAGUUGCUGAGUUCUAUCGCAGGCGUUAAUCAGUUCUUGUUUGAAGGACGAACUCGUGAAUUGCUACUUGUAGGAUUUGUUGGAGGCCAGUGGAUUGUGGGAGUUAUUGAUGAGGUUAGUAAGGCAUCUGCAGGAGACUCUUCUGAUACUGGACCGUUAUUGUCAGAUACCAAGACUCGAGUCCGUGACACACUCCCAGCUGAGCCACAAAGAAGGAACGGAAGGCUACAGGUAAUGCUUUACAAGCUUCUAUGGGACACUGUUGUCAAAGAAGAGUUCCCGGCCACACGUUUUUUCAACUACUUUGCUUUAAACCGCCACGAAGUCUUGUCCAAAGAUGUCAGAGAUAACAUUGCUGAUGCAGGAAUCCCAGCACAGACUCUUGAAGAGAUAGUUAGGUACUAUGAAACCACUUUUAAGAUGCUUCCUGUGGCGAAUGAUCAAUUACUACUACGGUAUGAGUUUCAGCAAGACCGAUCCAUCAUAGCUGAGAUUAGAUUCCCUCAUGAUCCUGAGUGGGUAAUGAGCAAAUACAAAGAAGUCAUAGAGUUUUGGAGAAGUGAAAGAGAAGCUGAGUACACUCCUGAAGAAGAACGUUGGAAAUGUCGGUAUUGCCAAUUUGCUAAGUCUUGCCCUGGAAACCCAAGUCUCCAGUCUCCAUCUCCGAGCUCACCACCAAGAGAGCCUCGUCCUUUAGCAAGCUAAAUGGGUUUCAUCAAAUGCUAACAUGUGAUUGUUUAGUGGUUAAGCAGUUAAACCGUGAUUCGAUUAGGAUUGGUUCUGCUUACCAAGAUUGAUUUUUUUUUUAUGUUGUACACACAACUCGUAUGUACCAUUGUUGCCACUUUCUAAAGUAAUCAAACAUUCCAUAGUAGCCAAUCA
This is a messenger RNA of Eruca vesicaria subsp. sativa (arugula), 1407 nucleotides long. The record is from the annotation of a GenBank genome assembly. Lineage: Eukaryota; Viridiplantae; Streptophyta; Magnoliopsida; Brassicales; Brassicaceae.